GCAUUGGUAUGGCUCAUAGCGCCAUCUUUAGAAAACCGUGGUGUUGAAGGACUUGAAUUACACUCGUGUGUUUCAUUUUACGUUUUAGAUAUUUGAAUGUUUGGACUUUAGUAAUCGCUUGUUGUUAAAAAGUGAGAUGGGGGUGAAGGCGCAGCGACCUCGCUGCUUCUUUGACAUCAGCAUCAGUAACGUGCCAGUGGGAAGAGUGGUUAUUGAGUUAUUCUCUGACGUGUGCCCGAAGACUUGUGAGAACUUCCGUUGUCUGUGCACAGGUGAGAAGGGCCUGGGAAAGGGCACCCAGAAGCCGUUGCACUACAAAGGAAGUUUGUUUCAUAGAGUAGUGAAAGACUUUAUGAUCCAAGGAGGGGAUUUUAGCGAAGGUAAUGGCCGAGGUGGGGAAUCCAUAUACGGAGGUUUCUUUGAAGAUGAAAGCUUCUCCGUCAAACCCAACAAGGAGUUCCUCCUGUGUAUGGCCAACAGGGGGAAGGACACCAAUGGCUCUCAGUUUUUCAUAACAACAAAGCCCACGCCUCACCUUGAUGGCAUCCAUGUGGCGUUUGGUCAGGUGAUCUCUGGACAGGACGUCGUCAGGACUAUUGAGAGUCAGAAGACGGACCCUAACAAUCGACCAAUUUGCGAGGUGAAGAUGACGAACUGUGGUGAGCUAGUUCAGAAAGCCAAAGCCAAGAAAGAGAAGAAGCGCCACAAGUCGGCCUCUGGGGAGAGUGAGAGCGACUCUGACUCGUCAUCCGACUCCUCCUCAGACUCUGACGACUCUGAGAAGGAGUCCAAGAAGAAGAAGAAGAAGAAGCACAAGAAAGAGGCCAAGAAGAAGAAGAAGGAGCAGAAGCGCAAGAAGAAGGACAAGAAGGGGUCUGAGGAGGAGCAGGAGGAGGAGGCCGAGGCUGAGCCUGUGUCCACUAUCCGUCCCGAGGAAGUGCCGCCCGUCCCCGAGAACCGCUUCCUUAUGCGGCGCAGCCCCCAGCCCCGAGAAGAGGCUGUGAAGGACAAGAGCAAAGAGAGUUCCGGGAAAGACAGACAGAAGGAGAGGGACCGUGAUCGGGAGAGGGACAGAGAGCGAGAGAGACAGAGGGACAGGCCCAUGAUGAACUCCAGGCAACUGAACCGCACUAGGCUGGUGAUGACCCGCUCCGGCAGAAAAAUAAAGGGCAGAGGCCCCAGGAGGUACCGCACUCCGUCUCGUUCCCGCUCUCGCUCGUGGGACCGCUUCAGGCGCAGUGAGACUCCUCCCCACUGGCGCCAGGAAAUGCAGCGCACGCAGAGAGUGCAGCGCACGCGCAUCAGUGAGGACCGCUGGAUCAAAGGAGAUAAGGGAGACAUGGAGAAAGAGAAGCCAGCAGCAGCAGCAGCAGCAAGCAGCAGCAGCAGCAGCAGGAGCAGCAGCAGCGACUCUGACAGCGACAGGGCCAAGAACAAGAACAAACAGAAGAGGAGCGCCAGCCCCAAAGGAAAACGACCAAACAGCCGAGAGAAGAGGAGAGACAAGUCGGAAAGCCCCAGGAGGAGCCGGGACCAUCGUAAAGAUGACAAAAACAGAUCCGGCUCUAGCGAUAGCGACUAGACUCGCUGUUGUAGGAGCGGUGACUCCAGUUUCUACCAAGGCCUGUGUGAUAGCACCUGUCUACAGGGUACAGAUGAUAGAGGUUUUAAUGGGUGUAGGAGGGAGUGAAAUCCUAGUUGUAGGUGCCCUCCCACUUGUAGGUGCCCUCCCACUUGUGUGUUUUAAGAACUGUAAAUAAACACAGAAUCCACAACAUGUUUUACAGUCAGAAAUGGUUCAUUUAAAUUGACUCCACCGGACUUUGAAUGCCCCUAGUGAAGUCAUUUUUUUCUUUCUGGAAAUGUGCUGGUCCCUCAUCCUCCUGUUAUUGCUGUAACCGGCCACAGCCUGUCUGGCAAAUAGAGACAAUAGACAACAUUACAUAGUAAUUGUUGAUAAUUAUUAACACUUUUACUGGAGGGGCAUACAUGUGGGUAGUUGAGCUGGUGAUAUGGUGGGUUGCAGAAAAGUCAUAUUAAUUUCCACAACAUUUUUUUUGGGACAAAAUGAUCCAGAAUGGGAUUGGUCAUUUUAAUUGAUUUAUAUUUUUAAAAGAUUUUCAGUUUUCUACCUACUCUGGGUAUGUCCAUUAAAAAAAAUAUCAUUAUUAUUUUUUUUUUUUUUAAACCAGCAAGUAACAUUUGUAAUGAUAAAUGUGGUGCAGAUGUCAGAUCUUGUUUAUUCCAUUAAAGACUUUUGGGAUUGUCCCACCCUUUA
Alosa alosa (allis shad) is the source of this 2278-nucleotide messenger RNA. RefSeq names its product peptidylprolyl isomerase G (cyclophilin G) (gene ppig). Bases 137 to 1582 code for a protein of 481 amino acids. Lineage: Eukaryota; Metazoa; Chordata; Actinopteri; Clupeiformes; Clupeidae. Gene Ontology annotation, biological process: protein folding; protein peptidyl-prolyl isomerization. The record is from RefSeq and is a predicted model, not a curated record. The transcript is spliced from 14 exons. Gene Ontology annotation, molecular function: peptidyl-prolyl cis-trans isomerase activity. Gene Ontology annotation, cellular component: nucleus.